UCCUAAUCUAGAUACAGGAGCUGAAGAAAAAGAUCAAUACAAGGCGUACGGCAAAACUUUCAGAAAAAUGAUAACGGACUGUUUACAAAAAGAGGCGGCCAAGAGGCCAACGGCCGCCGAACUCUUGAAGCACCCCUUUUUCAAGAAGGCCAAGGACAAGAAAUACCUGCAACAAACGCUGAUUGCCAUCGGCCCCAGCUUAGAGACAAGAGUACAAAAGGCUUCGAGAAGACAACCUGGCGCUUCGGGCAGGCUGCACAGGAAAGAGACGGGGUGGGUGUGGUCCAGCGAGGACGAGGACGGAGACGAUUCGAGCGACAGCGAUUCUGACGUUAAACCCAUGAACACGCUGGUAUCGGCCGGGUCUUCUGGGUCGGACCAUGAGAGUAGUGAGAGUGAACCUCCGCCAGUAAAUCUGGUAUUAAGGAUGAGGAACGCGAAACGGGAACUAAACGAUAUUCGAUUCGAGUUUGCCGUUGGAAAAGAUUCCGCAGAAGGAAUUGCAAGCGAAUUGGUGGGCGCUGGUCUGGUUGAUGGCAAAGAUAUAACACCUAUAUCACAGAAUUUGCAAAAACUUAUCGAUCAAAGGCACGCUGUUAAAGUGGUGACGUUCCAAUUGAAUUCAAGUAUUGGCAGUAAUGAGACCCCGGAUGAUAAGGCGUUAAUUGGAUUUGCUCAGAUCUCAAUUACAGACUGAAAGAGACUGGAUAUCAAAUAUAUUAUUUUUUCUUGAUACAUACCAAUUUUCUCCCUGGAAUCUACUGACCAUUGUACAUGUUUUAGAUGAUUUUUAGAGGAUCUGGAAGGAUUUCGUUUUAUUUUUAUUGUGUUUUAGCAAUUUAAACUUAAUUUAUAUAUUAUUAUUAGCGAAAUUAUUUUAUAUUUGUAGUUUUUCACAUUUAUUUAUUUUAUUUUAUGUCUACUAACUUCCAUAUUCUCCUUUAUAUAUGUGAGGCCUAAGGUUUAAAGAAUGUAUGUAACUUUUUUUAUAAUUAAAUUAAGAUAGUCUUCUUACAGAUCAAAACUGAAGUGUUGUUUGGUCAAUAGAUUUCAAGUAUAGUUGUACUUAAAAGUUCCAUGAAAUUCGCAGUUUUAAUUAGACUUUCCUAUAAUAUUGUAAGUUUUUGAGAUUUUACAAUGUAUUUUUUCUCUAUAGUAUGUCAAAAACUUUCUAUUUUUCCUUGUAAUUACAGAAUACCUUGGAUAGAUGAUUUUUUUGCAUUUUGCUUAUCAUUUCAAAGGAAUAUUAGUUUACUGUUUCUAGUAGGCUUUUUGGUGGGCAUGUCAACGAUAUCCUAAUUGACUACUAUGCAAGAAAAAUGUGUAUUUAUAUGGGGAAUGAGGGGGGGCUAAAAAUGUAUAUAAUAUAUUUAUUCCAAAUAAAUCUAGCUGCAUUUUUGAAGUA
Messenger RNA from Sitophilus oryzae (rice weevil), 1405 nucleotides. Its product is annotated as serine/threonine-protein kinase OSR1-like. The coding region runs from base 68 to 697 and encodes 209 amino acids. Gene Ontology annotation, molecular function: protein serine/threonine kinase activity; protein serine/threonine kinase activator activity; ATP binding. The record is from RefSeq and is a predicted model, not a curated record. The transcript has 5 exons. NCBI's taxonomy places the organism in Eukaryota, Metazoa, Arthropoda, Insecta, Coleoptera, Curculionidae.